This is a messenger RNA of Scutellospora calospora, 642 nucleotides long. The record is from the annotation of a GenBank genome assembly. Lineage: Eukaryota; Fungi; Glomeromycota; Glomeromycetes; Diversisporales; Gigasporaceae.
AUGGAUGAUAUAAACAAUGAUGUUAUAAACAAUGAUGUUAUGAACAAUGAUGUUAUGAAUAAUAAUGUUAUGAACAAUGAUGUUACUAGUCUUGAUGAUAUUUCAAAUGAUUCUAUUUUUGCUUCAGAAGCAGAUUCUACACAAACAGAGACAACACAAUUAUUAAAUAGAAGAGCUCAUGAAAUGAAGACUCAUAUCGCAUUGAAAUAUAAAGGAAAAGAUUUUACAAAGAUAUUAAACCCAGAGUAUAAUUCAUCUAAGAGAACUACAUUGGUAAUAUCAAUCUUGGAUGUAGAAGCAACAAACAUAACACUAAAAAUAGAGAAAGAAUUAUUGAAAUCUAAAAAUCUAACAUUGUAUAAGAAGAAACAAUAUAUUUAUUCUUUACGUGAUUUUUCAAUAUCCUCUUAUACAGCAAAUUUUAAUGCUGUAAAAAUAAUAGAAGUAAUAGAAAAUGUUGGACCUGAAAAAUUUGUUGCAGUAGUGUUUGAUGCAGAAAUAGCAAUGACAGCGGCAAAAUAUCUGAUUACAACACAAUAUCUGCAUAUUUUACCUGUGAAUACUGUAAAAGAGUUAAUUAGUAAUCGUCAAUUUUGGAUUGAUGUGGAACAAUUGCAAGAUAUUCUCCGCCCAGUAAAAUGA